This is a messenger RNA of Cylindrotheca closterium, 6852 nucleotides long. Lineage: Eukaryota; Bacillariophyta; Bacillariophyceae; Bacillariales; Bacillariaceae. The record is from the annotation of a GenBank genome assembly.
AUGGCGCUAACGCCAUCGUCAGUGCCGCCAUUGCAAUGCGACGAUGAGGAAACGCUGACACUGCUCAUAAAGACUGGUGAUGUUGAUGCUAAACGUCUCGAUGGCUUUCAAAAGCGCCUCGAAGAAGACUUUGCCGUAAAAGAAGGCAAUCAGUACUGGGAUGAACUAGUAAAAGGACUUAACAGAAACUUUCGAUAUGCAUCUACGGCACUUCCAGAAGCGCCAACAGCCGCAGCAUCGGCCACGAAAGAUGAUCGGUUGGAAACGGAUGAGGGCAAAAAACACAUUGCUGCUCUUUGUGCGCUGCUUCAAAUCUCCAAGACAAGAGCGAUUGAAGUCACCAGAGGAAUUGUCCAAAAGCUAUACAAGAACGAGAAACUGCUGCCAGCACUGCUGGGAACUAGUGACUUUUUCCUCAAAUGUGUAGCAUAUCACUCUCAACAACGAUUGAUCCGAUUGCAGAUCUUGACCGAGUGCUUGCAAGUAGAACAGGACGACGAAAAGCCUGCCUCGGAACCUGCAUCCAAAGUAUUAGAUAGUCUGGAUGAAACAUUUGAAGACGAAUCGCGACAACGGGGCUUGUUUCGAAGAUUGCUGACUAUUGCCUGCACGCCAUUGGUACUGCCUACACGAGAUCAGAUGUCGCCCUGCCACGAUCUAACUUUCAAGACUACAUCAGGAUCUUCCGCCUACAACUCAAUAGCGGCAUCACUGCUAGAAGAAACAAGACUGCGGACUAAUCGGGAAAGAGUUCAAGCCAUGGAAGCUUUGCUAGUCUUGUUGUACCACCGGAUCAAGGGUGGAAUUCAUCGCCCCGAUCUGUGCAUCUUAGUCCAAGCUUUUCAGGCUUGUGGAAUGUUUGAAAGCAAGGAAGAGCGCUUGCCCCAUUUGGCGGGCCUCAUUUGUGCCGAAUCCAUGCAACUCUGGCGGGCAUUUCAGCCUGACAAUCAAAUUCUAUGGGCCUCGCAACAUCCAAUGUUACUGGAAGCUUCCAGUAAUAGAAUACAAAUGGAAACGGAAGCUCUCAAGACAAUAUUGUUAGAUUCCUCAAGCGAGGUCACCAAUCUACAGGGUCCUCAAUCCUUGGCAUUGCUGUCCUUUGGACUGCUUCUUCGAUUGGCCUACGAUUCGCUCGCCAAAUCAAGUACAGCCGAUGAUUCACAACCCUAUUGGAGAACCUUUCAAGCAUCAGGAGCUGAGAUUGUCACCAUUGCCAAUGAAUGGGGAUUUGAAUACCUCAAUGAAGCCAUUUCGAAUCUGGUGGAGAGCGAUUUGGCUCCAAGUUCAACUCCUCAGGGCGAGCUAUUCCAAUUUUACGACUGGCAGCUCUCUAAUCCAAAAUCCUCUCCAAUGCUGCUAGAGGCGGAUACGGAAAUCAAUACUCCGGCAGAUAUCGUGCUGUACACAAGCAUCGCUCGUGAGGUCGUGGUGUCUUCCAUUUUGGCCUUUCCUAAUAUCUUGUCUACCGAAUCCACUGAAAACCUUGGAAUGCUCUGCAAUUUGGCCAGCUAUCUUUAUCAGGCCAACCCUGUCUUGGCAGAAGAAUUUUGGUCACUAUGGCAAGACUUCAUUUCAUCGAAUCCACCAGAGAUGCCACUGCCCAUGUGUGACUUGUUCCAUGCCGCACACGGCCUUGCCAAUCGGGCUCUUGCUGCUUACCAGCAAAAAGACAUUUCGAGUGAAGUGUUGUUGCCAGCAGUGGCACCAUUCUUUCAACUACUGGCAUCACUGUGCCAUAGUCCGGACAUUGUCGAAGCCACACUUGACAUUUUGGACGAUGGGCUCAUUCGUUCUGCUCUCUUGGCUUGCUAUUUGCCGGAGGCGGUGGCAGGGUCGGAAGAAUACAUUUCUAGCCGGACGAUUGUGCUGAAUGCUCUAGUGAAUCUUUCGAAAACAGGUCCAUCGAAGGCCUCGUUGGAGAAACUAAGACUUUCUAUGGAAGAUACGCAAGGAAACCAAGUCAUGGUUGAUGGUCCUCGGGUGCUCACGAGAAUUGCGAUUUCCACCAAUGAUCCAAAAGUGAUUGACCCCGUUCUUCAGUUGAUGGCAUCCCUACUAGAUGGCGCAUCCCAAAGAUGGGCCAUGCAAUUGGCACGGCAGUGCAUGCCAUCGCAACGGCAGAAAUCAGUACUCGCUACUUUCUUGGAACCAGGAACGGGGACAACCAAUGCAGCUGCAACGGUCCUUGCGGGAUUCAUUGAGCAAAUGACUUCGGUGGUAUUUUGUGAUUCGUUCCAGGAUAAUGACGCAACUGCCUUCUUGCAAGUUGUGGGAGAAGGAAUCUUGUCCUCCGGUACUGCGUUGAUUCCAUACAUGUCAACUUCAGCCUCGUCGAUCGGUGAAGUGGAAGUCUGCUACGAGACUGCAGAAGUAGUACUUCGUGCCUUUGCUCGAUUCUUGAGUCUUAUUCGAGCGGUGAUGGAACUGCAUCCGUCUCCCGCAGUCAAGUCCGCAGCAUACGAUGUGAGGGAUUCACUCAUCAAUACUUUGGCAACCAGCGUGAGUUUGGGAGAAGCCAUUGCACACUAUGCUGUCGCUCCCGUGUCACUAGGCAUUGCAGCACGUCUUUGGGAUGCGCUGGAAAGUGGUGAGAUUGGAACGGAAGUAUUGGAAACCAAGUCGGAAGGUGAAAAGAGUUUUGGAAAGUGGCAAUUCGUUGCUUCCAAAAAUAAUGGGCAAGAUAGCGACGUAGUGCGCGGCAAAAAGCUGCUGCUGGAUGCCAUUUCAGAAUUCUGUGGGAAGGAUUUGGACCUGGAAGGUCUACAACAGAAAAAUUGGACGGGAACAACAACCGACAGGCUAGCUCCAUUGCGAGUUGCGGAAUCUGCUAUGCAGCUGCUGUCAAUGUGGUCAUUGCAUGUUGACGACAUUGUCACUGACCGAACUCAAGGAAGUGAUUCCACGUUGGUGCAGUCAGGUUUCGAGUUGAUCAGCCAAUUGAGCCCAUAUGGGAUUCUCACCAGCCGUGCAACAUGUCCAUAUCCUUGUCGAGAGAACAGCACCUUUUCAGCUUCGUGGGAAUCAGCGGGUAUACCGAAUUUCGACUUGGUCUUGGCCUAUUUCGCAGAUCCAGGAGACGACAGCACGACAGCUUCUGCGAUUCCAACAAUCGUUUCCUUGGAUGUCCUCCACGCGUGCAUUGUUCAUGCUCGGCAGUCAAGCUCCAUCGACUCGGAAGGUGCAUCCGUUGUUUUUCGUGCAGUUCACAAUUCUGAGAGACUCCCAAAACUGAUUUCAAACUCAAUAAGCACAGCCAAUCAGCUGGCUGACAAGUCUACUCUCACGGGCAGUGACAACACUGCGGUACUUCAUGGGUUGCUUGGCUUGAGAUUGUUAUGUGCAUGUAUCGAGGCGAGCCCGGCAAUUGCUGACAAGAUGCUUCAUAUGGAAGGAACUCCACUUUUGCCUGCUCUCACCAAAAUGGCGUCCAAGGUCCGUGGUCUGCUAGGACUUCCAGACGAGAGCGCGGCAGAAGUUUUGAAUAGCAACUCUGCAAUGUUACAAAUGAGGCUGGCCGCAGGAGCGGUAACAGCUCUGUCGGCGGUGUGGACAUCAGCUCGGUCCAUGACUCCAGGCCCUUCAGGCUCGGCUAGUGCGCGGCUAGGGGAGCUAGUGGAUGAGGAGGCUUCAUUUGUCACUGAUCUUUUGACAGCUGUAAUGGAAUACUCAAGUGCGAACGAUAUUGAAUCAAAGAUCCCGCCAUCUACAGAGUCGGAAUAUGCCAGGUGCGCACUGACAACGUUCAUGUCAAGGUCCUUGGACAUACUGGCCACAGAAGUUGCGUAUUAUCGAUGCAGUCGCGAGAAUCGAAAUCCAGCCCUAGAAGCAGCUAUGAAGGGAAGUUUCUUCCAGCCCCAAAGGUUUACAGGCUUCAAUGGAUUCAAGUAUGCUGCCGUCAGCACAAUGCAUUUUGGCUCAAUGGGUUUCGACAGGCUACAGUGCCUGACAAGACCAACAGUGCUGCUAGACUGCUUUCCCACAACGGCAACAUGGCAGUCUUCGCACGAUGCUUAUGUUCUUGAGAACACGUUUGAUGUUGGAGCAGCGACGAAGUGGCUAUCGGAGAUAUCUCAACAAGAAGAUGAUGAAAUUGAGCGCAUUCUGUCCCGCCUUUCCGUUACUCAUCAAUUUGCAGUUUGCGACCUGCGAUUAAUUUCAUCUUGGAAACGACUUGCGGAGUCUCUUGUUCUUUUCUACGAUGAAGAAAAUGCGCGAGCAAACAGCUCCAAUGCAAACUCGGAGAGAUUGGUGGUUUUGGCAAAAGAUACCUUGCAAGCAUUACACCUAAAUAUUGCAGCUAUCAAUGAAGCACAGGUUGAAGUUUCAGAAGACUUCAUGCAGACAAGUGGCAAUCAAAUGGCGAAGGCGCUGGCAGAGUUGUUUCUCUUCUUGCUGGAGAUGGCUUUUCAAGAUGAAGCGGCACCAGGGCUUCUGGACAACGACGAUAUUUUGGACUUCCUCGAACUUUUGGCGAAAACUAGCGAGAUGGUACAUACGAUGGUCUCAGUAUCACGUGCUGGUGCCUUUGCAACAGGGAGUCUUGAGAUGUGUUGCACUUUGGAAAGGCCCCUUCUUGCUGCUGCAAUACUGCUUGACAGCGUUUUGGGUGCCCGGGCGACUCUAUCUCGUGGGCAGCUGAAGCGAGAAAGGGAUGUGUGCACUUCACUUUGUCGAGUAGCCAGUACUGUUUUGAGGGUUCUAGGAAAGGUUCUGCAAGAAGCUGCUAGCGAUCCUCUUGUUACAGAUCAAAGGAAAGGAGACAACAGAGAAACACUUCGAUGUUGCAUCUCCCUUUUCACAAUACUUGUUGCCAAAGGGCAUGGAUCACAAAUGAGUGACGCUUCGUACUUCAAGCUUGUUUCGAAAACAUUGGUGGAGUAUGAUGCUCUGAAAGAAAUCAUUGACCAUGGGAUGCAAGCUUCAAAUGCAGCCGCAAGCUCGAUUCUCUCUUCUGAAGGCGACGAAGUCUACGGGACAAGGGGACCUUCGUCUACCGAAAUUGACAGUCUUGUCGUUGUUCAAUCAGUUCUGAAUCUCCUCUACUCCGUAGCUGAAACAGACAACGCGGACAUGCUUUCGAUUUUCAUUGGCACACAAUUGUCGCAGUUUGUCACGAGGAACCCACUCUUCCAAUACGUAGGACGGGCUUGGACACAGAAUGCGCGAAAUGCACCUCCUCGAGGUUAUGUCCUUUCUCGAGAAGCCGCAGCUUCAAACAGAAGUUCUAUUUUGCCUGGCUCGUUGCAGCUCUACAGGAGCGACCCGCUGCAUUCAAUCUGGUUGACUUCAAUGAAGGUUUUGCAAACAUCCCUGAGAUCUUCUACGAGAUGCCUAAAUAUCCAGGGUACCGAAUCGAUUGGGAAACAUUUCUUCAGCGCAUCAGUAGAAUUUCUUGAGAUUCACCGAGUUGCUAUUCUUUCGUGUCUGAAGUCAUGUGGUUCGGAACUCACUGGCAACAUGUUGCUCGAAGCUACACAAAUCUUUGCGCUUGCUUCCGAGCUUUUCAAACGAGACCAUCGCGAUGCUUUCUUCCACACAAGCAGUUCCAUGUGUGAGGAACUCAUCGAAUGGGCAAAGGCCGUGAUUGUGAACAUUAGCAAACUUCUUGGAGCUGCUGGAACGGCGCGAGAGCUUUUCCGUGGUUUGGAAGAGCACGAGUCAAUGGACCCGGACCUUAUCGAACAUAGCUCUGGCCCAAAUGAUAAUAAAGCUCGACAUCCAUUGCUUUCCGGGGGGCGUUUGCAGGAUGCAAAGCAUGAAGCAUACAAGUUUUCUCACUUUGCUGCCAGAUGUUGCAAGAGAGUUACAGGUAUGGACAUCAAAAGUGGCUCAACAGUGCCCUCGCGCUUGCGUCAUUUGUCUCUCGACCGAAAGAACGACGAGCCCCUGGAACAAGCGUGUCGAUUGUCUGUCACGAGUGAUUAUGCCAUGAGAAUGGAACGGGUAGCAUCUCAGUGUCUGUCGCAAGCAGUUUCCACAGUCUGGAAAACCCAUCCCGUCUCGCACUCUUUCAAGGUUUUCUCUGAACGGGAAGUCAUGCAGCUCGACGUGAUGAACCUUGUGCAAAAUGGUGUCGUAAUUGGUUACAGAACAUCUUGUGGUGAAAGCCUCCUUGUUGAUGGCACUUCUGAAACUUUUGACGACCUACGGUUCGGACGCGUUUGCAGUGGAGAUACUUUGAAUCGAACUUGGACUGUCAAGGUUAUUCGGGGCGAUGGCGAUGUGGCUACUGGAGAAGUUGAGGCCGUACGAGCUAGGCAGCUUGCUGGUAUAGAGGAUGUAUCUAUGCGAAAGGUCGCCACAGCAUACUUGCCAGCGCCAGACACAAUCGAAUCGCUCGAAAAGGGAUCACCAUCAUUGAGUGUUGGCCAUUUAAUCCUGGUGCUCCGUUGGUGCCAUCAAAAGUUUGUGUCACUACGUGAAAGCAAAUUGCCGGAUGGACCAGCACACACCAAGAAUGUGAUACGAAUCGCGGAGCAAACCGUUGCUCUUCUCGCUGCCGAACUUUCGAUCCACGCAGAAAUUGAAAGUGAUUUGAACAUGCCGAAGGCAGAAAAAUCACAACUUGACUUUCAAAUAUAUGAGAUGUUUGCUGACCCCGAAGUUUUAUCUGUUCUGGAUACGAAUGUGCCUAUCUCAUCGGCGCAUAUGCAACAGGGUAGACUCAAGGAUUUAAUUCAAGGUCCUGCGUGGGAUGCUAUCCGACCACAGGUUAGACAGGAGAUGGAGCGAUGUUUGAAAGCUAUUAAGGAGCACGAGCAAAAGCCGCAAAAGAGAUCUUUUGGGGAGACUAACUGGUAUUCUGGAAACCUUGGUCGCUCUCGGGGAUACAAGAGUGCAUUCCGAGGAUAG